UGUUUUGUAUUUUGUAUAGUAGUAGAGAUAUUGGACCUGUCCGAUGGUACCAUACUUGAUGGCUUGGCAUCUGCUGGCCCGUCCGAUAAGCAUGCUCAUGCGCUACCGUUUUCUUUCCCAGUUGUAUUUUGGCUAUUAGCACGUACGGUGUUGCGCCCGCGCUUUGAGAUUAAGCCAAGUGUGAAACACAUAUGUGUAAGCUCAACCUUACUUUAUAUAUACUUAAUUUAAAGUUGGUGCCUAAGAAACUUUCGUCGCAUUUCGCACGAAAGCGAAAGUUGCGUUUAUAAAGGAGUUUAUUUCUUGGUGCUCACGAAACAAAGUACUAAUCAACAAAGUAAAGGCAGAGCACUGUGAACAAAAACAUUUAUAUUUUUUAAGAGCAACCAAAACCCAAAAGCGUGUAAAAUCAACGGCCACAAAGCGGGUCAACAGCAAUCUUCGUUUCAAUUUCCGUUCUGAUCGUCGUGCAAAGAUGCCAGCAGCCAGCUCACAUUCACGUCUGUUCUUCUAUUUACUGUGCGCUGCCUCGCUCCUAGCCGUUUCCAAGUCGGAUGCCGGUAGUACAAAGAACUCAUACUUUAUUUCAUACUUUUACUAUUUGGUUAUUAACUUUAUAAAUCCUUUCGCAAUGCCGAUAUUUUAUCGAUUUGUAAAUAUAUUGCCAUUACCACCACCAACUGAAGAUUUGGCCUACGAUGCAGCUAUACAGCUAGGCUUACUUAACCAUCGUCUUAAUUUACUAAGACAUGAGGAAGAAUCCAGGCAAUUAAGUUUACCAAACAUAACAUUGGGGAACAUCGUGAACCGCAUACCCUGCAAUUGUGACAAUGGGUUGUGCAAGUGCUGUGCUGGUUUCCUUUCAGUUAUUGGAUUAAACAGUUGCACAGAAGUGGCAUAUCGUCCCGAAGAAUUUUCGUUCGAGUUGCGAAUGCGCGUUAACAACAAUAUUUGGUUCCGACAAAAGGUCUCUGGCCAGAAUCCCCCUCCAUUCUGCUUCCGGCCGCCACGUUUUAAUUUUGCUAAGGCCUGUAUUCAAUUUCAUGAUAUAUGGUUUGUCGGGCGUAAUAUGCACGUUUGCAUGUAUAUGUCAGGAGAGUUUCAGGGCUUUGAGCUAUUUGAAAGAAACUUUGACUGUCUCUUGUUUGGAGACCACGGAGUUAAAAUUGUUCCUCCCGAGCAAGGUUAUCCUGUGAAACCGAACGAUGUCGAUAUUGAUGAUGGAGACGAUGAGAUUGAGGACUACGAUGAGAAUGUAGUUCGCAGUUUGGCAGAAAAGAUGGUCAAAUGAAUAUUAAAGACUUACUUAUUAAUAAAUAUAUUAUUUAUUUCAAAAGGAAUCACCAAAUCAGUUUAUAAAGUAAAAUCCCUUUUUUAUAUAUAAUAAAUC
This is a messenger RNA of Drosophila erecta, 1390 nucleotides long. RefSeq lists its product as uncharacterized. The transcript is spliced from 4 exons. The record is from RefSeq and is a predicted model, not a curated record. Bases 476 to 1291 code for a protein of 271 amino acids. NCBI's taxonomy places the organism in Eukaryota, Metazoa, Arthropoda, Insecta, Diptera, Drosophilidae.